Thalassophryne amazonica is the source of this 7390-nucleotide messenger RNA. Its product is annotated as myosin-10-like. The record is from RefSeq and is a predicted model, not a curated record. Lineage: Eukaryota; Metazoa; Chordata; Actinopteri; Batrachoidiformes; Batrachoididae. Gene Ontology annotation, cellular component: myosin complex. Gene Ontology annotation, molecular function: cytoskeletal motor activity; actin filament binding; ATP binding.
AUGUCUCAUCGGAACGGGCAAGAGGACCCAGAGCGGUACCUGUUCGUGGACCGGGCCGUUGUUUAUAAUCCCGCCACACAGGCUGACUGGACGGCCAAGAAGCUGGUGUGUCCCUCAGAGCGCCAUGGCUUUGAGGCCGCCGGCAUCCGGGAGGAACGUGGUGAGGAGGUACUGGUGGAAUUGGCAGAGAAUGGCAAGAAGGUGGCGAUCAACAAGGAUGACAUUCAGAAAAUGAACCCGCCCAAGUUUAGCAAGGUGGAGGACAUGGGCCGAGCUCCCUGCCUGAACGAGGCGUCCGUGCUGCACAACCUGAAGGACCGCUACUAUUCCGGACUCAUAUAUACGUAUUCUGGCUUGUUCUGCGUGGUCAUCAAUCCGUACAAGAACCUGCCCAUCUAUUCAGAGAACAUCAUUGAGAUGUACAGAGGGAAGAAGCGCCAUGAGAUGCCUCCACACAUCUACGCCAUCUCUGAGUCGGCGUACCGCUGUAUGCUUCAAGAUCGUGAGGACCAAUCCAUCCUUUGCACAGGUGAAUCAGGAGCUGGGAAGACCGAAAACACCAAAAAGGUCAUCCAGUACCUGGCCCACGUUGCCUCGUCGCACAAAGGACGCAAAGACCACAACAUUCCUGGCGAGUUGGAACGACAGCUGCUGCAAGCCAACCCCAUUCUUGAAUCUUUUGGCAAUGCCAAGACAGUGAAGAAUGAUAACUCAUCUCGCUUUGGGAAGUUUAUUAGAGUCAACUUUGAUGUCGCAGGCUACAUUGUUGGGGCCAAUAUUGAAACCUAUCUUCUGGAGAAGUCGAGGGCAAUUCGACAGGCCAAAGAUGAGAGGACCUUCCACAUUUUCUACAGGCUGCUGGCUGGGGCUGGAGAGCAUCUCAGAACGGACCUGCUCCUUGAAGGCUUUAACAACUACCGCUUCCUCUCCAACGGUCACAUUCCCAUCCCCGGCCAGCAGGACAAAGAGAACUUCCAGGAGACCAUGGAGGCCAUGCACAUCAUGAGUUUCUCCCACGAUGAAAUCGUCUGCAUGUUGAAGGUGGUUUCUGCGGUGCUGCAGUUUGGAAACAUCAUGUUUAAGAAGGAGAGGAAUACUGAUCAGGCAUCCAUGCCAGAGAACACGGCGGCACAGAAGCUGUGUCACCUGCUUGGAAUGAAUGUGAUGGAGUUCACUCGAGCCAUCCUCACACCUAGGAUCAAAGUGGGACGAGACUAUGUCCAGAAGGCACAGACCAAAGAACAGGCUGACUUUGCUGUUGAAGCCUUGGCCAAGGCAACAUAUGAGCGGCUGUUCCGCUGGCUCGUUCACAGGAUCAACAAGGCCCUCGACAGGACCAAACGCCAGGGAGCGUCUUUCAUUGGCAUCCUGGAUAUAGCUGGUUUUGAGAUCUUUGAGCUGAACUCUUUUGAGCAGCUUUGCAUCAACUACACCAAUGAGAAGCUGCAGCAGCUCUUCAACCACACCAUGUUCAUCCUGGAGCAAGAGGAGUACCAGAGGGAGGGCAUCGAGUGGAGCUUCAUCGACUUUGGCCUCGACCUGCAGCCCUGCAUCGACCUCAUCGAGAGGCCGAAUAACCCUCCUGGAAUUCUGGCUCUGCUGGAUGAGGAGUGCUGGUUUCCCAAGGCCACAGACAAGACCUUUGUGGACAAGGUUCUGCAGGAACAGGGCACACACACCAAGUUUCAGAAACCACGGCAGCUCAAAGAUAAAGCUGACUUCUGUAUCAUCCACUACGCAGGGAGGGUGGACUACAAAGCUGACGAAUGGCUCAUGAAGAAUAUGGACCCUCUGAAUGACAACGUGGCCACACUGCUGCACCAGUCAACGGACAAGUUUGUGGCUGAGCUGUGGAAAGAUGACAUUCAGACGUUUCAGAGAGCCUCUUUCUAUGACAAUGUCUCUGGGCUCCAUGAGUCUCCAGUUGACCGGAUUGUAGGUCUGGACCAGGUUGCAGGUAUGAACGAAACGGCAUUUGGUGCUGCCUACAAAACAAAGAAGGGCAUGUUCCGCACAGUGGGCCAGCUGUACAAGGAGCAGCUGUCUAAACUCAUGGCUACACUGAGGAACACCAAUCCCAACUUUGUGCGCUGCAUCAUCCCGAACCAUGAAAAGAGGGCUGGUAAACUGGACCCCCACCUGGUUCUGGACCAGCUGAGAUGUAACGGUGUUUUGGAGGGGAUCCGGAUCUGCAGACAAGGCUUCCCCAACCGUAUCGUCUUCCAGGAGUUCAGACAGCGGUACGAGAUCCUCACUCCAAACGCCAUUCCAAAGGGCUUCAUGGAUGGCAAGCAGGCCUGUGAGAGAAUGAUCCAGGCUCUGGAGCUGGAUGGGAACCUGUUCCGUAUUGGGCAGAGUAAGAUCUUCUUCAGGGCCGGGGUGUUGGCUCAUCUGGAAGAAGAGAGGGACCUCAAGAUCACAGACAUCAUCAUUUACUUCCAGGCUGUCUGUCGAGGAUAUCUGGCUCGCAAGGCCUUUGCUAAGAAGCAGCAGCAGCUCAGUGCUCUGAAGGUUCUCCAGAGGAACUGUGCUGCCUACUUAAAGCUGCGUCACUGGCAGUGGUGGAGACUCUUCACCAAGGUAAAGCCGCUGCUGCAGGUGACCAGACAGGAGGAGGAGAUGCAGGCUAAAGACGAGGAGCUGGUGAAGGUGAAGGAGAAACAAACCAAAGUGGAAGGAGAGCUGGUGGAAAUGGAAAGGAAACACCAGCAGUUGAUGGAGGAGAAGAACAUCCUGGCAGAGCAGCUGCAGGCGGAGACAGAACUGUUUGCAGAGGCCGAGGAGAUGAGGGCGCGCCUGGCUUCUAAGAAACAAGAGCUGGAGGAAAUCCUUCAUGACCUGGAGUCCAGGCUGGAGGAGGAGGAGGAGAGAAACCAGGCCAUGCAGAAUGACAAGAAAAAGAUGCAGUCACAUAUCCAGGACCUGGAGGAGCAGCUGGAUGAGGAAGAAGCUGCCCGGCAGAAGCUCCAGCUGGAAAAAGUGACAGCAGAGGCCAAAAUGAAGAAGUAUGAAGAGGACAUUUUGCUCUUAGAAGAUCAGAACUCCAAGUUUCUGAAGGAGAAGAAGCUGACAGAGGACCGUAUCGGUGAGAUGUCCUCCAUGCUGGCUGAAGAGGAAGAAAAAGCUAAGAAUCUGGGCAAGGUCAAGAACAAGCAGGAGAUGAUGAUGGCUGACCUGGAGGAGCGACUGAAAAAGGAGGAGAAGACCCGUCAAGAGUUGGAGAAGGCGAAGAGGAAACUGGAGGCAGAGACGUCUGACUUCCAGGACCAGAUCGCAGAGCUGCAGACUCAAACCGAAGAGCUGAAAACUCAAAUGUGCAAAAAGGAAGAGGAGCAGCAGAUUCUGCAGGCCAGGGGUGAAGAAGAGGUGAGCCAGAAGAACAACGCUCUGAAACAGGUGAGGGAGCUGCAGGCCCAGCUGUCCGAGCUGCAGGAGGACCUUGAAUCUGAGAAACAAGCCCGGAACAAGGCAGAGAAACUCAAGAGGGACCUGAGUGAAGAGCUGGAGGCCCUGAAGACAGAACUGGAGGACACGCUGGACACCACUGCUGCACAGCAGGAGCUUAGGACAAAGCGUGAACAAGAAGUGGCGGAGCUGAAGAAGGCCAUCGACGAGGAGACUAAAAACCAUGAGGCUCAAAUUCAGGAGAUGCGUCAGAGACACUCCACAGCCUUAGAAGAGCUGUCUGAGCAGCUGGAGCAGGCCAAGAGGUUCAAGGCCAACCUGGAGAAAACAAAGCAGAGCCAAGAGAGCGUCAACAAGGAGCUGGCCUGUGAGCUGAAGAGUCUGCAGCAGACCAAGACCGAAUCUGAACACAAGAGGAAGAAACUGGAGGCUCAACUGCAGGAGUUUAUGGCCAGACUCACAGAGGGAGAGCGAGCCAAAGCAGAACUGGGCGACCGCACGCACAAACUGCAGUCAGAGUUGGACAAUGUGUCGACCAUGCUGGAGGAUGCAGAGAGGAAGGGCAUAAAGUUGGCCAAAGAUGUGGCUGGGCUGGAGAGUCAGCUACAAGACACACAGGAGCUGCUUCAGGAAGAGACCCGGCAGAAACUGAACCUCAGCAGUCGUAUGCGGCAGUUGGAGGAAGAGAAGAUUGCUCUGCAGGAGCAGCAGGAGGAGGAUGAGGAGGCACGCAAGAACCUGGAGAAACAAAUCCUGACACUUCAGGCUCAGCUGUCAGAGAGCAAGAAAAAGGUGGAGGAUGAUGUUGGUGUAAUUGACACCCUGGAGGAGGCAAAGAAGAAGCUCCAAAAGGACUUGGAACUGGCAGGCCAGCGUCUCGAAGAAAAAACCAUCGCCUUUGAAAAGAUGGAGAAGACUAAAACUCGACUGCAGCAGGAAUUGGAUGAUCUCACAGUGGAUUUAGAUCAGCAGAGACAGAUUGUCUCCAACCUUGAGAAGAAGCAGAAGAAAUUUGAUCAGAUGCUAGCCGAAGAGAAGAGCAUCUCGGCCCGCUACGCAGAGGAACGUGACCGUGCCGAGGCUGAGGCCAGGGAGAAGGAGACCAAGGCUCUGUCCAUGACCAGAGCUCUUGAUGAGGCACUGGAAGCCAAAGAGGAGCUCGAGAGGAUCAACAAGCAGCUACGUGCUGAGAUGGAAGAUCUGAUGAGCUCAAAGGAUGAUGUAGGCAAGAAUGUUCACGAGCUGGAGAAGUCCAAACGGACUCUGGAACAGCGGCUGGAGGAGAUGAAGACCCAGCUGGAGGAGCUGGAGGAUGAACUGCAGGCUACCGAGGAUGCCAAGCUGCGUCUGGAGGUCAACAUGCAGGCCAUGAAGGCCCAGUACGAGAGGGAUCUUCAGGGCCGUGAUGACCAGAAUGAUGAGAAAAAGAGAGCACUUGUGAAACAGGUGCGAGAGAUGGAGGCAGAGUUGGAGGACGAGCGGAAACAGAGAGGCUUAGCUGUAGCUGCUAAGAAGAAACUGGAAAUGGAUUUGAAGGAUGUUGAGGUCCACACUGAAGGAGCCAACAAGGCGAGAGAUGAAGCCAUCAAACAGCUGCGCAAAUUACAGGCUCAAAUGAAGGACUACCACAGGGAAUUGGAAGAUGCCCGAGCUUCCAGGGAUGACAUUUUUGCCAUUUCAAAAGAAAAUGAAAAAAAAUUGAAGAGUCUUGAGGCUGAGAUUGUGCAGCUACAUGAGGACCUGGCAGCAUCUGAAAGGGGUCGGCGCCAUGCAGAACAGGAACGGGAUGAGCUGCAAGAUGAAAUUUCUAACAGUACAUCAGGAAAGUCUGCUCUGAUGGAUGAGAAGAGGAGACUGGAGGCUCGCAUUGCACAGCUGGAGGAGGAGCUGGAAGAGGAGCAGGGUAACAUGGAGCUACUCAAUGAUCGCUUCAGGAAGUCCACCAUGCAGGUGGACACCCUAUCCACAGAACUUAGCUCAGAGCGUAGCACGGCUCAGAAGAGUGAAAAUGCUCGGCAGCAACUGGAACGUCAAAACAAGGACUUGCGUGCUAAACUGGGCGAGCUGGAGGGUUCGGUGAAGAACAGGUUCAAGGCCUGCAUCACGGCUUUGGAGGCCAAGAUAGCACAGCUGGAGGAACAGCUGGAGCAGGAGGCAAAGGAGCGAGGGACAGCCAACAAGCUAGUGAGGAGGACAGAGAAGAAGCUGAAAGAAGUGUGCAUGCAAGUGGAGGAUGAGCGUCGCCAUGCUGACCAGUUCAAGGAACAAGUGGAAAAGGUUAACUCUCGCAUGAAGCAGCUGAAGCGUCAGUUGGAAGAGGCUGAGGAAGAGGCCACACGGGCCAAUGCCUCACGCAGGAAACUGCAACGAGAGCUGGAUGACGCCACUGAGGCCAGCGAGGGCCUGAGCCGUGAGGUCAACACACUCAAGAACCGCCUCAGGCGAGGCGGCCCCAUCGGUUUUUCCUCCAGCCGCUCGGGUCGGCGCCAGCUGCAGGUCGAGGGCACUUCCUUGGACCUUCUGUCUGAUGAUGAGCUGGAAAACAAGAUCACUGACAACAACGCUAAUGAGACGCCGGUGCCCCAGCCUGAGUAAACGAACCCAAAUCUUUGAUGUUGCUUUUGUUUCUUUCCACAGACACACCCAGUCCCUCCGAGCCUGACCCUCUGCACCGACCGAGUUUGAUAGAUUCUCCUGAAACCACAUGCAGCAUGAGUUUUUUUUUGUUACACCUUGAGCCAGCUGGAACCAGGACACAGUCGAUGUCCCUCUUAUGUUUGCUAACUGCACUCAUCUGCCUCCUAAUCAUGCUGCAGGUCUGCAUUAUAGCACCUUCGAUAUCAAGAACCUGGUGUCGACUGCGUCAUACAUAAAAACAAGUAUUUCCUUAAAAAAAAUAAAUGAAUAAAAGUGUUCAUGAACUGCACAUAUUGGCAAGUAAAACUUGUACAAUUCUCCGGCCCGUCAUCAGGCAUGAAGCAGCUGGUCGCGGCGACUGCAAAUGUGUGUUUUUGAAAGUGUUAUUGGACCAUUCUUGCUUCCAAACGUUGACAUAUUAGCAGAUGAAAGAUCUAAAUGAUCAUUAUGAAAGCAAACAUUCUUACUUUAUUUUUCCAUCAUUGUACCAUAUAUAUAUUAGUUAUAUUGGUUCUGUUAGUUGAACUGCAGCUGAGUUUUUUUUUUUUGUUACUGGGGUUUGCUUGCAUAUGAAUUUAAAAAUGUGACACUGAUUCAUUGCCUCGAUGAUAGAACACGUUGCUCUUUUGACAAGUAUUGUAAUCUCAAAAAUGUUUGACAUAAGUUCAGUGUUGACUUAAUAAUUAUAUCCUUUUUUAAAAAAUUACUAUUAUGAUUGUUAUCAUAAUGUUGCUGCAGACUUCAGCCAUGUAUUUUCACUUUUAUUAUGUCAACAUAGUUUAAUUUGCUGAAAAUAUUCAACAUAUGAUGUAUGCACACAUUUCAGUUAAUGGGUGAAUUAAUGUCGCUAAUCAGUGGCGGUUAUUGGUAUGAAAAGCCCAUUAAUUAUCCUCUCUACUUCUAAAUACGCAUCAGUGUUAAGCUGGGUUUCCACUUUCGAGAAACGUCAACAUCUACGAGUCGAUCUUGGCCAUUUGACACAAGAAGUGCCCCGCCCACAGUGCUGUGUCAAUGCUGCUGAGACACUGCUGUGCCGCUGUUACUAUAUUGCAGCAGUGUCAAGAGACACCGCCCCAAAUUUACAAAAUCGCAUCCACCCUUAAGAUGUAUAGCAUGAGAUAUGCCGAUGAGUCUUGUUGACAUGUUGCUGAUGUCAGGCAACAUGCUGUGGUACAUCACAGUGCGUCAUCAUGGGCUUUGAAAUGUGUAAAAAAAAAACAAAAAAAAAACGUUUCUGAUGUCUUUGACAUGGGUCACAUUGUGACUACGUGUUGAUUUGUCCUGUUUUUAUCUUGGUGGUUUCACGAUGCAUCUUGCUGUGUCGUGAGUAUUCUUGGAAUACUUGAAU